AUGUCCGCUCCUACCAAGACCCAAAACUGCCUGGUCCCCUAUGUCGACAUAGACGCCGUCCCGGCGGAGGUUGCAGCGGCCAUCACGCACCUCCCCUACCGGCGCAACAUCUUUUACCUGCUCGGGCACUCGCAUGGGUCUUUCCCACGGCUCAUGAGCGUCUACGCAAACUUCUUUGACGGAACCCGGCGCAUCCUCCCGCUGCUCGACUGGCAGCUCGUCGUCCUGCGCAUCUCGGCCGCCCUCGACGCCGAGUACGAGUGGGAUGUCAACGCCCCCGUGGCCCGCAUCAACGGCAUGCCAGAGGAGAAAUUUGCAGCUCUCAAGCGCAGCGCCGGUGGGGGUGCGGAGGCCCUGGCGAAGGAGGCCAGCUUCACGGAACGCGACCGCGCCAUCUUGCAGCUGGUCGAUGAGCAGCUCGCUACAUACACCAACACUGAGAAGACAGUGCAACAGGCUAAGAAGCUGAUGACGGUUGAGGAGUUGGUUGAGGUUUACAUUGUGUUGGGUGUUUAUGCGCUCAUUGCACGCAUCACCAAGGGGUUGCGCAUUGAUUUGGAUGGUGAGAUUCCGGGGCUGGAGGAGCACUUGAACAAGGUCGUUACGCGGGAUUGA
Messenger RNA from Chaetomium globosum CBS 148.51, 615 nucleotides. RefSeq lists its product as uncharacterized. The coding region runs from base 1 to 615 and encodes 204 amino acids. The transcript has a single exon. NCBI's taxonomy places the organism in Eukaryota, Fungi, Ascomycota, Sordariomycetes, Sordariales, Chaetomiaceae. The record is from RefSeq and is a predicted model, not a curated record.